Molecule: messenger RNA, 1866 nt
Organism: Lichtheimia ornata
Lineage: Eukaryota; Fungi; Mucoromycota; Mucoromycetes; Mucorales; Lichtheimiaceae
Exons: 2
Coding region: 1-1866 (621 amino acids)
Molecular function (GO): protein binding
Source: RefSeq, a predicted model, not a curated record
AUGACCGUGGAAGGCAACAUUAGCUGGUCCGAAUUGCUGAAGCCCACCAUUACCACAGCUCAACAUGAUAAUGACGACAACCGAAUUGCCAUGGCAACCGAGACGUUGAAGCAAGCAGCACGACGAUUCGUCGAGGUGCUCAAUGAGCGUGCAAGACUAUUAGCAAAAAGUGCUCAGUUUGAGACAGCGUUACGUGAUGCAGCAGCUAUAAGGGCCAUAUUACCUGAAUCAGGACUUGGAUAUUUGUGUAAUGGUGACAUUUAUGGGCAGCAAGGGCACUACAAUGAAGCUAUUGCCAUAUACGAUCAAGGGCUUGAAGCAGUACCGCAUUCUGAUCCAUAUUAUCAGCAACUCCAACAAAAUCGAAUGGAAGCAGUAAUCAACAACAACAAACGCGUGGACUUUAUCAGCCGGUUGCCAUUGGAUAUCGUUAUCACCAAUAUUAUACCAAGGAUGGAGCCAGCCUAUUUGGACCCGGAUGUAUUGUAUGAGCCUCUUUAUGUAUCACGUACCUGGCAGGAGCGUAUCUUGCAGCAACCCAAGGGCUUGAAGUUUCAAUUUCGUAGAGCAGUCGUCACCUUCAAAAAUGGCCAUGCACAGCUCAUCCGAUUUGCACCCUAUGUACAGACCUUGAGUGCUUCUCUGUUGGACGUUCAUUUGGAUGACCUCUUUUCUCGUGCACACUUUUCCAAUCUAAAAGAACUCGAGGUAUUCAGCCCUCAUGGUUCAACUCCUCGCCUUCCAUUGAUCCAUGGAUUACAAAUCAUUGCUGAUUCACUUACACACUUGGCCGUCUAUCAGUGUCCUGGCCUUGAAUUGGGUGAUCUCCUGCAAACAUGUCCCAAUCUUGUAUCUCUCAAAACAAUGCGUGUGGAUGCAAUUAGGCCGUUAUCAUCAAGUUAUCCCAAGAUCAAGCUCCUUGAACUCGACGAAAGACUAGAUCAAACCCACACGCAUGAUCAUAUGGUCGACGUCCUAAGUCGAUUUCCUUCCUUACGUAUGCUAAAGAUAUCGCCAAUGCCUGCCACCACUAUUUUGCCUAUCUUACACAAGCAUUGUCCUUAUCUACAGGCUGUUUCUUUGGGGUGCAGGAGCCCCGAUUUUGACGUAACUGCAGCAAAUGGUCAUCUAAAUCGAAAAGGGAUCACAUCAGCUUAUUUGGGCCAUGCCAAGUUUUAUCAAGAUGAUGUUACCGAGUUCUUAUACCAGCAGAGAGAUUCAUUGGAGAUCCUCGAGUUUCAUGGCAAGCUUGAAGUCAACAAUGCUCGUUGGAAAAUAUCAGCUGAUGGGCGAGUUCAACCUCAUAGUACAAGUUUGCGGAUUGAGAACGACUUGUCAUCUCCAGUAUCAUUUACACGAUUAGUCGACCUUCGGUUUACGGAUAUUGCUCCAUAUAUACAAGAUGUCCCUAUGUUACAGUGGAUUGUAUGGAACGCACCCAGCCUCAACGCAAUCGACAUCCCUCUUUCAUAUUUUCAGCCUGACAUUGCGAAAGCCAUGAUCAAAUUGAAUCAUCUUAAAAGGGUACAAAUCGUAGACAACGACAUUAACAGCGAAAUCCUCGAUGAUAACGACGAUGGCUUACAGCAAUUCUUUGAUUAUCAUGUCGCUAUGGGGGAUCGCUCAACACUCGAACAUGUAGUUGUGCAAAUGGACUUUUUGGAUGCGGCUAAACAAACAUGGUUGUCUUUAUUAUCAAGAUUGAGAUGCCUCAAGAUCCUCGAAAUAGGCGGUGACAGAAGCGUCACGUAUUGCACCAUUGACGAUAAUUGCAUACCCAUCAUAAAAAGGAUACGCCGAGACUGCCACGCUCUUGAAAAGUUAAUGGUUAAUGGGAAGGUGCCAAUUUGGUUAUCGGACUCAUAG